Messenger RNA from Adineta steineri, 4026 nucleotides. The record is from the annotation of a GenBank genome assembly. Lineage: Eukaryota; Metazoa; Rotifera; Eurotatoria; Adinetida; Adinetidae.
AUGCCAGGAUUAAAUGGCAGUGCCAAAGCAAAUGGUAAAGUUAGUCCUAUGGAUGAAGAGACAGCUAAAAGACUUAGUAAAGCUGAAAUUGAUAAUACACUUGUUAUGGUACCGAAUGAUCCAGUAGAACCAACACAAGAAGUUGCAAAAAAAGGUUUUCUCUAUAGACUAUUUAAAAAAGAAUCGAAAAAGAAGGAGCCACCAGCACCAAAAAAACCAGAAGGACCGAAAUUGAAAACAUUUGAAAUUUAUAAAUAUGCUGAUAAAUUGGAUAUUUUUUUAAUGGUUCUGGGUACAAUCGCAGCUUUAGCAACAGGAGCAGCAAUGCCUAUAAUGAUGUGGUUAUUUCAAAGUGUUAUAAAUGGUUUAGUUACUAUAGGCAAAGGAAAUGCUACUACUAGUGCUAAUUGUGAGGUUGCUGCGGGUUCGACUGGUGAUCCUUUUGCAACAAUUGAAGGUAUAAUUAAAUGGUAUGCAACGUUAGGUGGUUCGAGCAUUGUUAUGUAUUGGAUAGCGUAUGCUUUAUGGAUGAUUGCAUCAGAAAGACAAUUACGUCGAAUACGAUAUGCACUUUUUCAAAGUAUUAUGAGUCAAGAAAUGGGUUGGUUUGAUUGUCGAAAUGCAGGUGAAUUAUCUAGUCGUCUUGUUGAUGAUCUUGAAAAUAUUCGUGAAGGUACUGGUUUUAAAGUUGCUGAUUUUAUCUGUCUUCUAUCUCGAAUAAUUGGUACAUUGGUAUUCUCAUUUUAUGAAGGUUGGAAAUUAACACUUGUAUUUCUUUCGGUUUCACCAUUGAUUAUUCUUUCAUUUAAUAUUUUAAUUAAAAUUAUGAUUAAAUACACUGUUAUGGAAUUACAAGCAUAUAGUACAGCAAAUUCAAUUGCACAAGAAGUUUUAGGUGCAAUAAGAACAGUGACAGCAUUUGGUGGACAAAGUAAAGAAUCAAAUCGGUAUGAAUCAAAUCUUACUAAAGGUCGAAGUGUUGGGAUUAAAAAAGGUGCGUUAUUAGGAUUAGCACAAGCAAUGGUUAAUGUUAUUUUAUAUGGUGGUAUUGCAAUUGUCUUUUGGUAUGGACCAUAUUUAAUUCGUACUGAAUGUGAUCAUUAUUCAGCUGGUCAAUUUAUGGUUAUAUUUAUUUCUUGUUUAACAUCAACAUUUUCAUUAGCAAAUUUAAUACCAAAUAUACAAUCAUUUGCUGAAGCAUCCGGUUCUGGUGCAUAUGUCUUUCAAGUUAUUGACCGUCAAUCAAAAAUAAAUAUAUUUAGUGAUGAAGGAGAAACUCCACCAGAGUUUACAGGUGAUAUUGAAUUUAAAAAUGUUCAAUUUACUUAUCCAGCACGAAAAGAUGCACCUAUUCUUAAUAAUUUAAAUAUGAAAAUACCAUCGGGAAAAACUGUUGCACUUUGUGGAUCAUCUGGUUGUGGUAAAAGUACAUCAAUUCAAUUAAUUCAACGAUUUUAUGAUCCAGAUGGAGGUGAAGUUUUAUUAGAUGGUCGAAAUUUACGUUCAAUUAGUUUAAAAUGGUUACGAUCAAAUAUUGGUAUUGUUUCUCAAGAACCAGUUCUAUUUUUUGGUACAAUUGAAGAAAAUAUUCGAUUUGGAAAACCCGAUGCAACAGAUGAUGAAGUUAUGAAUGCUGCAAAAAUGGCUAAUGCACAUGAUUUUAUUAUGCAAUUACCACAAAAUUAUAAAACAUCUUCAGGAGAUAAGUUAAGUGGUGGUCAAAAACAACGAGUUGCUAUUGCUCGAGCUUUAAUUUCUAAUCCAAAACUUUUAUUACUUGACGAAGCAACAUCAGCUUUAGAUAAUCAAGGUGAAAAAGUAGUUCAAGAUGCAUUAGAUAAGGCUAAAGAAGGACGAACAACAAUUGUGAUAGCACAUCGUUUAAGUACAAUAAAGAAUGCUGAUAUUAUUGUUGGUUUAGAUCGUGGACAAGUUGUUGAAUGUGGUACACAUGAUGAAUUAAUGCAAAAUAAAGGACUUUAUUAUGAAUUAGUUACUGCUCAAAGUGAAAAGGAAAAAGAAAAAGAACUUGAAAAUGAAAAUGAUCCAGAAGAUGAACUUGAAGAAGAAUUAGCUAAACAAGCUAUUGCACCAACGAAACCUAAAUCACGUCGUCUAUCUCGUCAGAUUUCAACGGCAUUAAGACGUGCAUCUAUUGUUUCAGCUAAAUCUGUAACAUCAGAAACAAGUGAAUCAGGAAAUGAUGCUAAUCUAGUUAAGGAUGAAGAAAAACAAUCAGGAUUUCGUAUGCCAAUUAUAUUUCAAGUUAUGCGAUUAAAUGCACCUGAAUGGUUUUAUCUUGUAAUUGGUGGAAUUGCUUCACUUGGUUAUGGCGCUGUUACACCAGCAUUUUCUCUGAUAUUUUCGAAUAUUUUUGGUGCACUUGCUGAAACAGAUCAACAAAAACAAACAGAUGAAAUACGAAUGUAUACUUAUAUACUUUUCUUAGUUGGUGUUGCUGGUGGAAUAUUUCAAUUCCUAUCAUCUGUGACAUUAGCUAAAGCAGGAGAAGAAUUAACAAUGCGUAUGAGAAUUAUGUCAUUCAGAAGUAUGCUUCGACAAGAAAUUGGAUGGUUUGAUGUUGAUGAAAAUAAUUUGGGAGCAUUAGUAACACGACUUUCAUCAGAUGCAGCUUCACUUAAAGGAUUUACUGGACCUACAUUUGGUGCUAUACUCAAUGCAGUAGGAGCAGUUGUUACAGCUCUUAUAAUUAGUUUUAUAGCUGGAUGGAAACUUACAUUAGUUAUUCUUUGUUUUACUCCAUUAAUGAUUUUUACCGGUAUUAUUCAAGGUCAACAAAUGUCUAAAGCAUCUGGAAACAAGAGUUCAGCAUCAAAUGAUGCUGAAGAUGGAGGAAAACAAGCAACACAAGCUAUUGAAAAUAUUCGUACAGUUGUAUCACUUCAUCAAGAAGAACGUUUUAUUCGAUUAUAUAAAAAAGCAUUUGAUAGUGAUUUUCGACGUCGUAUGUUAACACUUCAUUAUGUAGCUUUUGCUAAUGCUCUUGCAAAUUCAUUGAUGUUUUUUAUUCAUGCAACGGCAUUUGGUUAUGGUAUUACACUUAUUAAAAGUGGUGAUAUGCAAUUCGCAGAUGUUUUUCGAGUAUUUACUGUUGUUACUUUUGCUGCAAUGUCUAUAGGACGUAGUGCAUCUAUGGUACCAAAUUAUUCAAAGGGUAAAGCAAGUGCUUCACGUAUAUUUGAUUUAAAUAAACGUCAAUCAAAAAUUGAUCCUGAUGAUCCAUCUGGCAUUAAACUUUCAUCUAUAUCUGGAAAUAUUGAAUUUCGUGAUGUUCGAUUUCGUUAUCCAGCUCGGCCAAAACUUCGUAUAUUACGUCAUUUCAAUUUAGUCUGUACUGAAGGUGAAACAACUGCUCUCGUUGGUCCAUCGGGUAGUGGAAAAUCAACAAGUGUUGCAUUAAUACAAAGAUUUUAUGAUCCACUUGGUGGUACGGUACUUCUUGAUGGACAUGAUGUAAAAACAUUGAAUAUUCAAUGGUUACGAUCAUUACUUGGUCUUGUACAACAAGAACCAGUUCUUUUUAAUCUUUCUGUUCGUGAUAAUAUUGCAUAUGGAGAUAAUACACGAGCAGCAACACAAGAAGAUAUUGAAGCAGCAGCUAAAAAAGCAAAUAUUCAUGAAUUAAUUGCAUCAUUACCUGAGGGAUAUAAUACAUCAUGUGGAGCUAAAGGUGGUCAAUUAUCUGGUGGACAAAAACAACGAAUUGCUAUUGCUCGAGCUUUAAUUCGUAAUCCAAAAAUUCUUCUUCUUGAUGAAGCAACAUCAGCAUUAGAUAAUAAGAGUGAAAAAGUUGUUCAAGAUGCAUUAGAUCAAGCACGAACAGGUCGAUCAUGUCUAACAAUUGCUCAUCGUUUACCAACAAUUCGAAAUUCAGAUAAAAUUUGUGUUGUCGAUCGUGGACAAAUUAAAGAAAGCGGUCGUCAUGAACAAUUACUUCAAGAACAUGGCAUUUAUCAUAAACUAUAUAUGGCUCAAGAACGUCCAGAAAACCAAAAAGAAACAUAA